AUUGAGAAUCAUGUCUGGACGAGGCAAAGGAGGUAAAGGUCUGGGAAAAGGAGGCGCUAAGCGUCACCGUAAAGUUCUGCGUGAUAACAUCCAGGGUAUUACCAAACCCGCUAUCCGUCGUCUUGCUCGUCGUGGUGGAGUUAAACGUAUCUCCGGUCUGAUCUACGAGGAAACCCGAGGUGUGUUGAAAGUGUUCCUCGAGAAUGUGAUCCGUGAUGCCGUUACAUACACCGAACACGCCAAGAGAAAGACCGUGACUGCUAUGGACGUGGUGUACGCGCUGAAACGACAGGGACGUACUCUUUAUGGGUUCGGCGGUUAAACGUCUUUGACCAAU
Messenger RNA from Danio aesculapii, 337 nucleotides. RefSeq names its product histone H4. Bases 11 to 322 code for a protein of 103 amino acids. Gene Ontology annotation, biological process: nucleosome assembly. The record is from RefSeq and is a predicted model, not a curated record. Gene Ontology annotation, cellular component: nucleosome. Gene Ontology annotation, molecular function: structural constituent of chromatin; protein heterodimerization activity; DNA binding. Lineage: Eukaryota; Metazoa; Chordata; Actinopteri; Cypriniformes; Danionidae. The transcript has a single exon.